AUGUUUACUCCUUCAAAAUAUAAGUAUACGCCUAAAACACCAAAGAGACGAAUAACAACAUUGUCUUCCGGUUCUGAUGUAGAAAAAGAUCCUGUAAAAGUGUAUUCUAGACUAAUUCCUCAUAAUAAUGUUGAUUCAAACACAUGUAUAGAAAUUAUGUCUACCCAAGAAUUAUGUAUUUCGAAUGAGUCUAAAGGCAUUCGAAAAAAUACAUUUUAUAAAUUUAAACAUAUCUUCCCAUCACAUUCUACUCAAAAAGAAGUAUUUGAUCACAUUGGUUACCCAGUUAUAGAAGAUUUAUUAAAUGGAAAAAAUGGUCUCUUAUUUGCAUAUGGAGUAACAGGGUCUGGUAAAACUUACACGUUAACAGGUGAUAAAAAUAAUCCGGGAAUAAUACCUAGGUCUAUUAAUACUAUAUUUAACUCAAUUGAAGGAAUGCAGACCAAUAAAUAUUUAAUCAAAACUGAUAAACUUAAUAGCUUUGAGGUGCAAUCCGAAGAUGAAGCAAAUAAGGAACAGAUGUUAGAAAAUAAGAUGUCAAUGAAGAUUUCUAAAAAGGGAAAAAAAGCUGAUAAUUUGGAAUUCUCACUUUUUCACAAUGAUGGUACAAAAAUUUCGAAUUUAAACACAAGUCGUCAGUAUGCUGUAUUUAUUUCUUAUAUAGAAAUAUACAACAAUAAUGUAUAUGAUCUUUUGGAUGAUUGUAGUACAGGAAAAAUUCUACAGAAUAAAAUUUUGAGAGAAGAUUUGAAUCACAAUAUGUAUGUUAAUGGAGUAGUUGAAAUAGAAGUUAAGUCUGCACAAGAAGCCUUUGACUUGCUGGUAACAGGUCAGAAGAAAAAGAAAAUAGCUUAUACAAAUCUUAAUUCAGAAUCCAGCAGGAGUCAUUCUGUUUUUAAUUUAAGAAUUGUACAGUUAGAAAACAUAAAUAAUUCCAAUGAUGGAGUAACUCCAGUAGAUCAAGAAAGGAAUAUAGUUGUAUCCAAUUUGAGUCUCACUGAUUUAGCAGGUUCUGAAAGGAGUAAUAGGACUCAAAAUACUGGUGCCAGGUUAAAAGAGGCUAGUAGUAUAAACAAUUCUCUUAUGACACUUAGAACUUGUUUGGAAAUACUUCGAGAAAAUCAACUGAACAAAGGUUCUAUUAAACUAGUCCCAUAUCGUGAUAGCAGAUUAACACAUUUAUUCAAAAACUAUUUUGAAGGAGUUGGUAGUGUCCAAAUGAUAGUAUGUGUGAAUCCUGCUAUAGAUAAUUUGGAAGAAAACUUACAUGUGAUGAAAUUUGCGGAAAUUACUCAAGAUAUAAAAAUCCUUAGAACGGAACCAAAAAGUAUUCAAAAAAGUGUCAGAAAAGUUAUUGUUAAAAAAAGUCCAAUCAAGGCAACGCAAGACUUCCCUGUGUUUAAAUUUGAUUUAAACAAUGUUGAUAAUUGUGGUACCGCUAUAAAUAACGUGUUAAAAGCAUUGUCAGAUGAUAAUUCCAAAACCAAAGACUUAGAUACCAAAAUUUUUAACAAAAGCAAAGAAUUAAGAAAGUGCUUGGUUGAUGUUUUUGAAGAAAAUUUGCAUACCUCAACUGAAAUUAAUAAUUAUAAAAUACUUCUUCAAAGACAAAAAAAUAAAACCAGAAAUCUGGAGACCAAAAUAAUGCAAUUAGAUGCAGAAAGAAAGAAAAUUCUACAAACUAACAAAGAAUUUGAAACUAUUAUUCAAACGAUACAAAAUCGAGUAGACGAGAAGCAGUGUAAAAUUAACCAAAACAUUUUAGAAAAGACAAAUGACAAAGAAAAAAUGGCUCUAGGUACUGACAAAAUGAAACAGGAGCUAGACAAAAAGCUCAAACAGCAGAGAAACAUACUUAGUCACUCGCUGUUAAUCAAAGAAGCUGUGUUGAAUAAUGUUAGGAAAGCUUUGGAAACAGAAAAUUUUUCUGAUCAUGAAAAAUUGGAACUCAUGAAUACUUCUCCUCCUUCUUGUUUAUAUACCACCCCACAAAUAAUUAUUACUCCACCGGAUGAAUAUGUUCCAAGACGCAGAUCUAGAUCUGUGGAUGAGAUUCGGGAAAAAGGAACCGUUGAAUCAUUUCUGGAAACGACUUACCCGUCAUCUAGAAAACGCAAAUCUAAUUUGGUAUUGGAAGACGUAAGUAAUAAACAUCGCGCCUUAACAAAAAAGACAGAAAUUGGAAUAGUACUAAUAAAUAAUAGUCCCAAUAAAACUAAAAAUCCAAAUAAAGUUCCUUCUCAAGUAGAGUAA
Messenger RNA from Diabrotica balteata, 2253 nucleotides. The record is from the annotation of a GenBank genome assembly. Lineage: Eukaryota; Metazoa; Arthropoda; Insecta; Coleoptera; Chrysomelidae.